UAGAACUUAAGGAUCUGCAGUUCUCACUAGAAAGUCUUUAUAAGAAAAAUUUAGAUUUGAAAGUUCUUGCAAACAUGAAGUCAAGCAAGUCAAAUAGAUCAAGAAACCAAGAAAAUGCUGGAAGAGAUGGUGAAGUUCAACGAAGUCUGCGUUUUGAAGAAGCAUGUGAAAUGAUGAAAAAGAAUGCUGCAAAGUUUCUUGACAGCAAUUUACUUUCGGAUUCUUCCUCUUCUGAAGAUGAACUAGAUGAUUCAGCUAUCAUAGAAAAUACUUUCUCCCAUUAUAGUGUGGAUGAAAAUCUUAAUCUUAAAAAAACAAGAGAAUUUUUACAAGAUAUAUUAACAUCUGGAGCAGUGGUCUGUCUGAUAUGCAUUGAAUCAGUCAAAAGAAAUGAUAAGAUAUGGUCAUGUCGACAUUGCUUUUGUAUGCUUCACCUGUCUUGUAUUCAAAAAUGGGCUAAAGAUAGCUUGUUUAAUUUAUCAGCAAACUCUGAAAGGGAUCAAGAUAUAAAAUACUUGAAGUGGUGCUGCCCAAAAUGCAGAAGUCAAUAUUCCAGUGAAGAAAGGCCUACAAAAUGCUUUUGUUUUUGUGGGAAGAUUGAAAAUCCAUCAUAUGAUGUAUGGAAUGUCCCUCAUUCUUGCGGAAACUCGUGUGAUAAAAAACUAGAACCAGACUGUGGUCAUACUUGCUGUUUGUUAUGUCAUCCAGGUCCAUGUCCACCAUGCCCCAAAACUGUUCUCGUAUCUUGUUGCUGUGGGAAAAGCAAUACUGUUUCCAGAAGAUGUAGUAAUAAAGAAUGGUCUUGUGGGAAAACGUGUGGCAAAAUUUUAUCCUGCAAAUUACAUUUAUGUGAUGAGCUUUGUCACCAAGGUGCAUGUCCUCCUUGUAAAAAGCAGAGCAAACAGAAAUGUCAGUGUGGCAAAGAAACAAAACUCAUGCCUUGUAAUGAUCCAGAUUGGAAAUGUGAAAAAGUGUGUGGUAAACUUCUGAAAUGUGGAAAUCAUUACUGUGAAACUGUUUGCCACAAAGGACCUUGUUUGGGAUGUCCUAAUUCGGGUCCAAGGCCAUGCCCAUGUGGAAAAAAAAUGUCGUCAUUACCUUGCACUGAUAACAUUAUUCCUUGUGGAGACACAUGCAAUAAGCUUUUGGAAUGCGAGUUACAUCGUUGCACUCAGAGAUGUCAUUUUGGCCCCUGUGAAAAAUGCCUGCAAAUGCGGGUCAUGUUGUGCAGAUGUGGACAGCGAGAAAAGUCUGUACCUUGCUGCAAAGAAUUUUUAUGUGAUAUAAAAUGCAAACGUAAACGAGACUGUGGAAAGCAUUCUUGCAAUAAAAAAUGCUGCAUUGGCAAUUGUCCUCCAUGUGAAAUGCCAUGUGGAAGGGUGCUAAACUGUGGAAAGCAUAAGUGUUCUAGUGUAUGUCAUCCAGGACCUUGUUAUCCUUGUCGUGAAGUACUGACCAUUACUUGCAAUUGUGGAGCUACCAAAAUUAAUGUGCCAUGUGGAAGGAAAAAAUCUGUUCCUCCACGAUGUUCUGCUGAUUGCAAGAUUCGCCCUGAUUGCCACCAUCCAGCAAGGCAUAAACAUAAAUGUCAUUUUGGUUCAUGCCCACAAUGUAUUUUAAUUUGUGGAAAGACGCUGACUUGUGGCCAUACAUGUCCUGUAAGAUGUCAUUCUGCAGUCCUAACUAAAAUUGAAGUGAAGACGAAAAAAGAAGGGCCUUGGGAUUUGCUUAAUUCAUAUAAAAUGCAGUUACUAUGUAAACCUUGCCCUCCAUGUGUGGUACCUGUACCUUUACCAUGUUUAGGCAAUCAUGAAAUUUUGAAUUUUCCUUGUUGUGAAGCUCGAAGAACAUCUUGUGGUAGACCAUGUGGACGGGAACUUUCAUGCGGAAACCAUUCAUGCUCUUUAGAAUGCCAUGACACUGGGAAUGCAAAUGACACAAUGCAAACUGACAAAUGUAUUACUUGCAAUGAAGUUUGUCAGAAGCCAAGACCAUUUGGAUGCAAUCAUCCUUGCAGGCGUCCUUGUCAUCCUGGAGACUGCAAUCCUUGCACUCAGCACAUAAAGAUGAAAUGCCACUGUGAAAUCAAUACGAUAUAUGUUGCUUGUUCUGAAUGGGUAGAUGCAGAUGAUUCUAAAAAGAAUGCACUAAUGUCUUGCUCAAACAGAUGUUGUAAAAAGAUGUCGUGUGGUCAUCGCUGCAUUUUCCCAUGUCACCCUGGACCUUGUGCUGACAGAGAUAAUUGUAAAAAGAAAAUUAUUCUUCGAUGUUCAUGCAAAAGAAAGAAAAAGGAAAUUCGAUGUUGCACGCAGAUUAAAGAUAAUACAGAUCUGUUGUGUGAUUCUGAAUGUUUCAUACAGAAAGAAUCAAUGACAGCUUUAGAACGUGCUGAAUUUCAGAAAAAGAAGCUCGAGAAAGAAAAACAACAAGAAGAACUUGAGAGCUUCUUAAGGAAACAGGAGGGAAAGAAAAGGCGUAAAAAAAAGAUCAGUGAAAAUGACAUAAAUACAAAUAGCUCUGUUAAAAAAUUCAUGAUUUUUGCUAGCAUUUUUUGCAUUAUAAGUGUCUUUUUUUGUGUGUCAAGAUUUUGCUUGUGAAUUCAAAAAUAACAAAACUAGUUUAUAUUGAGUUUAAUAUUUUUGCAGAUAUACAGGAUGUGAAGAAGAUUGAUAGAUUAACAAAAAUUAUAUAACAUGUAACAGGAAGUAUGCUGAUAAUUAGUCUUUGAAAUUGUCUCAAAUAAAAUAUUCAAAUGAUUUCAUUUA
This is a messenger RNA of Stegodyphus dumicola, 2765 nucleotides long. RefSeq names its product NF-X1-type zinc finger protein NFXL1-like. Gene Ontology annotation, biological process: regulation of DNA-templated transcription. Gene Ontology annotation, molecular function: zinc ion binding; DNA-binding transcription factor activity, RNA polymerase II-specific; RNA polymerase II transcription regulatory region sequence-specific DNA binding. The record is from RefSeq and is a predicted model, not a curated record. Gene Ontology annotation, cellular component: nucleus. NCBI's taxonomy places the organism in Eukaryota, Metazoa, Arthropoda, Arachnida, Araneae, Eresidae.